Myripristis murdjan (pinecone soldierfish) is the source of this 3649-nucleotide messenger RNA. RefSeq lists its product as uncharacterized. The record is from RefSeq and is a predicted model, not a curated record. The coding region runs from base 110 to 1372 and encodes 420 amino acids. The transcript has 4 exons. Gene Ontology annotation, molecular function: catalytic activity. NCBI's taxonomy places the organism in Eukaryota, Metazoa, Chordata, Actinopteri, Holocentriformes, Holocentridae.
GUCUUCCGAUCAAGUUGACCGCCACAACAGCAAAACAGUUUGUGCCCUUCAUAAAGAGAUUAUAACCAUUGAUGCGGAAGACUAUCUUAAAGACGCACGAACAGGGCAUAUGAAAAGGCUCGCAGCUCCCACCAACAGUAAACAGGGAGAAUUACUUACAACUCUAGAAGCAGCUGAGGGAGCACGCAUCAUGAUUACUAGAAACCUUGAUGUAGAAGAUGGUAUUGUUAAUGGCACAUUUGGAAAAAUAGAAAAAAUAGUCACUGAAACCAAAGAUGGGCACACCAGAGUACAAAAGCUAGGACUUAGACUGGAUAAUCCAAAGGCAGGUCAGAAACAGCGCCAGAUCCUGCAGGGUACACCAGAUAGCUUGUUUUACAUGGACAGAUUGCAGGAAAGUUUGAGCAAAAAAGGUGUAGUUCGCCAUCAGUUCCCUGUUAAAUUGGCUUUCGCAUGUACAAGCCAUAAAGUACAAGGCAUGACGGUACAAUCUGCGGUUGUAUCACUUAAACAUGUAUUUGAAGCAGGGAUGGCAUACGUCUCUUUAAGUAGGACAACCUCUCUAGAUGGAUUGUACAUAACAGAUUUUGAUGAAAGCAAAAUUUAUGCUGAUGGUGACAUUGCUGUCGCAAUGCAGUCCAUGAAAACAACAUCCCUAACAGGUAUUAUGCCACUUUUAAAACAUGUACGUGAAGCAGACCUUGUACAAAUGUUUAAAAUAGUGCACCACAACACAGAAGGUUUAAUCUGUCACAUCAAUGACAUCAAACGGCAUCACGAAUUGAGACUUGCAGAUGUUUUAUGUCUAACUGAAACACAUCUGUCAGACUCAAUUCCAUUCGACAGUUUAGCGUUAGACGGAUACAGACUGUAUUUAUGCAACAGACAGCACUGUUACAUGCAUUUUCCUGACUUGGCUAGAAAACAAGGUGGGGGAGUUGCAAUUUAUUGCAAAUUCCAUGUUAGCGCAGAGGUGUAUGAGUAUAUACCGCAUGUCACCGACCUUGAGUUUUUAGCUAUCAAAAUUAAAGCACCAGUGAAUUUAGUGAUAACAGCUAUAUAUAGACCUCCAAAUUAUAGUCUCAAACAUUUCAUGCCAAACCUGCAAAACCUCCUAGAUUAUUUGCAGGUUAACUGUCCACACCCAAUCAUUGUUUGUGGAGACUUUAACGAAAAUUUAUUAGAUAAUGUAAAUAAACCUAUUUUAGAGAUGUUUGUGUCAAGGGGUUAUACACAGCUUAUCACUGAUGCCACUACAGAAAAAAAUACACUUCUGGAUCACAUUUAUGUUUCUCAGCCAAAUGUCUGCUUCACAUCAGGUGUACUGCAAACGUAUUAUAGCUACCAUAACCCUGUGUAUUGUAUAGUUUAGGCACAUUACAAUUUCCACUUUGCGCGAUAACUCCUAAUGUUCAGUUUCUGACUUGCUGCGCGGGCUGUUCUAUGCAAUAUUUUUAUGGAGGUAUGGUUUCUUCAGACCCAGGGUGUGUGGCCCAGUACCAAGAGACACCCCUGGGACAACGUAACAAAGGAGCAGGAGCUCCACUGAGGCCUUGUUAAUUGUGUGGCACAGAGUUCAGUUGGUCCUGUGCAUGGUCAUAGCGAGUCACCGUUGUUCAGUCCCCAGUUAGGUGUAAGAGCGCGUUCCCUUUGGAACUCGUUUAGGGGGGAUGUUAGUGUGGCGUGAACGUGGUUAGAGCAGUUGUCUCAGGAGCACAUCCAGAGCUGCAGGUGGGUCGCCAGUUUAUGGUUGCUUAACCGAGCUCUCGGGCUACAGUGCAUAAAUACCUGCCGCAAGUAACGCCUGAAGACUAGGGAGGAGCUUAGUUAGAUUUUGGUUAGGCAGUUAGGGGGACAGGACUUCAAUGACAUUUUGGCUGUGUAUUUGGACUUAUUGAGCAUGUUUUUGUAACUAUGCAAAUGUGAUUUGUGUCUGUAAAUCUUUGUGUUGCUCUUUUGCUGAAAAAACAAGGUUUGGAUUCAUCAGGCCCAGGGAGUGUGGCCCAGUACCGGGAGACAGCCCUGGGAUGAGGAAAGUUAAUUACUUCCUAUUUGGGUAAUAAUCCCCCUUCCCUACCCCCCAGCCACUACAUUGUUUUAUUUUCACUAUUUAUCCUGUUCGUAUGGACAAUACAUUACAGUGUAACGUGUAUAGAAUUAUAGUUAAACUGGAGGGAAGAGGUGAUACCAUGAGGCAAGAUCAAGUCUAACAGUUCCUGAGGCCCAGUACCGGGAGUCAGGUUCUGCUACUUGGUCUCAUGGUUUCACACUAACCCUGACCCUCUGUCAGAGCGUGUUGUCCCUCAGGUUUUAGGUUAUUUUCUUCUGUUUAAAUGGUUUAUAGAGUAUUUUUCGACAUUCCUUGUUUAUAAUCUUUAUAUUGCUUUUUGGUACUUUAGUUCUAGUGUUCAGUUCUGUAACUUUUAUAGAUACCAUACGCCUGGAUCAAGUCUGACAGUUCCUGAGGCCCAGUCCCGGGAGUCAGGUUCUGCUACUUGGUCUCAUGGUUUCACACUACCGCUGAUCCUCCAUCAGAGCGUGUUGUCCCUCAGGUUUUAGGUUAUUUUCUUCUGUUGUGUAAAUGGUUCAUAGAGUAUUUUUUCUACAUUCCUUGUUUAUAAUGUUUAUUUUGCUUUUUGGUACUUUACUUCUAGUGCUCAGUUCUGUAACUUUUAUAGAUACCAUACACCUGGAUCAAGUCUGACAGUUCCUGAGGCCCAGUACCGGGAAUCAGGUUCUGCUACUUGGUCUCAUGGUUUAACACUAACCUUGACACUCCCUCAGACAUGUUGUCCCUCAGAUUUUAGGUUAUUUUCUUCUGUUGUUUAAAUGGUUCAUAGAGUAUUUUUUCUACAUUCCUUGUUUAUAAUGUUUAUAUUGCUUUUUGGUACUUUUGUUCUAGUGUUCAACUCUGUAACUUUUAUAAACACCAUACACCUGGAUCAAGUCUGACAGUUCCUGAGGCCCAGUCCCGGGAGUCAGGUUCUGCUACUUGGUCUCAUGGUUUCACACUAACCCUGACCCUCUGUCAGAGCGUGUCGUCCCUCAGGUUUUAGGUUAUUUUCUUCUGUUGUUUAAAUUGUUCAUAAAGUAUUUUUUCUACAUUCCUUGUUUACAAUGUUUAUAUUGCUUUUUGGUACUUUAGUUCUAGUGUUCAGUUCUGUAACUUUUAUAGAUACCAUACGCCUGGAUCAAGUCUGACAGUUCCUGAGGCCCAGUCCCGGGAGUCAGGUUCUGCUACUUGGUCUCAUGGUUUCACACUACCGCUGAUCCUCCAUCAGAGCGUGUUGUCCCUCAGGUUUUAGGUUAUUUUCUUCUGUUGUUUAAAUGGUUUAUAGAGUAUUUUUCGACAUUCCUUGUUUAUAAUCUUUAUAUUGCUUUUUGGUACUUUAGUUCUAGUGUUCAGUUCUGUAACUUUUAUAGAUACCAUACGCCUGGAUCAAGUCUGACAGUUCCUGAGGCCCAGUCCCGGGAGUCAGGUUCUGCUACUUGGUCUCAUGGUUUCACACUACCGCUGAUCCUCCAUCAGAGCGUGUUGUCCCUCAGGUUUUAGUUUAUUUUCUUCUGUUGUGUAAAUGGUUCAUAGAGUAUUUUUUCUACAUUCCUUGUUUAUAAUGUUUAUAUUGCUUUUUGGUACUUUACUUCUAGU